Messenger RNA from Python bivittatus (Burmese python), 2785 nucleotides. Lineage: Eukaryota; Metazoa; Chordata; Lepidosauria; Squamata; Pythonidae. The record is from RefSeq and is a predicted model, not a curated record.
UUCGGUCGCGCUGCCGGAUCCUACCUCAAGGGAGGGCCUUAAGACAAAGCAGCAGACGGCGGGGGGGUGGAGGAUACACCUGACGGGAGCUUUCUCCACCCCCUCUGCGAGUGAGCACCUUCGGGGAACGUCUGUGCCCCCUUCUCUGUGGGGAGGCUCUUGCGUCGCAGCGCUUUAAUUUUCCAAAGAGUUCCAGCUAAGCUGACAUCACUAGAGGUGGCCCAUUGCUUCCCAGACUGGUGCCAUAACUUUCGCCCCGUUCCUUCCUUGCUGGGCAUGCCAGAGGCGUCUUGUAUGAACCCGGAAGCCCCAUGCCAAUUCUCUGCAGGCGGGCCUGGCCUGCAGAUGGUGCCUGGGUUCUGGUGACUUGGGCAGCCUGCCCACUGAGGGAGAGCAAAGGCAGGAGAGGGGCACAGGAAGCCUGGCAUGGAGGACUCUGACCAGCGGUUGGUGCUGGGCAUGAACAUGGGGGAUGGGCGGCAGACGCCUCCGGGGCAGCUGCGAACACCCUCUGAAGACAGCGAGGAGCAGCGGGUGCCUGGGCCAGAAGCCAUGUGUGAUGGUGGUGGUGAUGCCAGGAAGAAAGAAAAUGAGGAGGAGGAAGAGGAGGAGGAGGAAGAACUUGACCCUCGUAUUCAGGAAGAACUGGAGCACCUCAACCAAGCCAAUGAAGAGAUCAAUCGAGUGGAAUUGCAGUUGGAUGAAGCCCGUACCACGUACCGGAGGAUCUUGUCCGAAUCUGCCAGGAAGCUCAACACCCAGGGCUCUCAGCUGGGGAACUGCAUUGAGAAAGCGCGCCCUUAUUACGAAGCCAGACGCUUGGCCAGGGAGGCCCAGCAGGAGACCCAAAAGGCUGCCCUGCGGUACGAACGAGCAGUUAGCAUGCACAACGCAGCCCGGGAAAUGGUUUUUGUGGCUGAGCAGGGAGUCAUGGCAGACAAGAACAGGCUGGAUCCCACCUGGCAGGAGAUGCUGAACCAUGCCACCUCCAAGGUGAAUGAGGCUGAGGAAGAGCGGUUGCGUAGCGAACGGGAGCACCAGCGUGUCACCCAGCUCUGCCAGCAGGCCGAGGCAAAGGUGCAGUCACUCCAGAAAUCCUUGAAACGAGUUAUUCUGAAGAGCAAGCCCUACUUUGAGCUGAAGGCUCAGUUCAACCAAAUCCUGGAGGAGCACAAGGGCAGGGUCACCUCCCUUGAGCAGCAGGUCGCCCAGGCAAAGAUGCGCUAUUCCGUGGCCCUGCGCAACCUGGAGCAGAUCAGCGAGCAGAUCCAUGCCCGGCGGCUCCAGCGCCUGGUAGGACGUCGCGCUUCCCCAGUCGGUGCUGAAGCCAGCCCAGCGCUGCUGUAUGGCGGGAUGGUACUACCUCCGGAGCCCGUUGCCUCGGCUGACACGCUCUCGGUCCUCAGCUUCCAGACCAUCGCCUCAGACCUGCAGAAGUUUGACUCCGUUGAGCACCUGCUGGGCCUCUCUGAUGCUGCCAGUCUCAACAGCGAUGAGCUGGAGGAGAGGGAGCAGCGGCGUAUGGCUCAGCCCCACCCCUUUAAGCACCACCGCAGCAUCAGCCUCUGACCCUCCCCUUCUCUCCGCUGCCCCUUUAAGCCCUGGCCUUCAGAAGAAUGGGGAGGUGGUGGUUCUAAGGCACCAGGAGAAGUUAUGAGCAGAGGCAUGGAUUCCAUAGUGAUUUUGGCCUCACCCAUCUGCAGUGUUGAUUUUUCCCCUCUCUGUGUAGGUGCAAUCCCAGAUUUUCUGCCCUCUUGAUCUCCCUGCACCAGGGGCUCAUCCAAGUCCCAGUUGUUUGGAGACUUUAGCGUUCUGGUCCCAUCAUGCCUGAUCCAUCAGGCUGCCAUCUCCCCAAGCAUGCCCCUCUUUCCUGGGAGCAUUGCAUGCUGGAAGUAAUUCUGCAAUUUUCCACUUUUAUCCCGGCUUGUUGGAUCCCUGGUGACAUAGUUCUUCUCAGCUGCUGGAAGGCUGUCUAGGGCUGAGAAAGGUGUGGGAGGGAAGCAGCAUUGCUCUUUUCAAUGAUUUCUUGGGGGGGGGGGGGAGAUGAAUAUAGGUGGGCCGUAGGGAUGCUAAUGUAGAGAUGCUCCCCUGCUCCUCUCACUGCAUUCGAGAGAACUUCCUACACUGCUUUCAUGGAGUUGCCACGCAAGGCUGUAUGUGACAAUAUGGCUUAUUUAAAAAAGAACUCUGGGGCCCCACAGGGCUUCUCUGACUCACUACCAUACAUAACUGACAAGGCAUGUCAUUUGUCCCUCCUGAGCAACAGGUCACACGCGCACACGCACACACACACGCACACACACACACAAUGGCAGCCAUCCACCUCUUUCCAGCUUCUUUAAAAUAGAGACAUGCCGUCUUGCCUCAUUGCAAAAUCCGAUGGAGAAGAUGGUGCCCCAAUGGUACCGUGCAGCACUCCCAGGAGAGAAGAUGUGGGGCAGGAGGCUCCUUCCACCAGAAAGGCCCCACCUACCUAAUACCCUUGGCGCAGCCCUUUCUGCCCUGUGUUCUUCUAGGAGUCUAAUCGUUUGCACUAGCAAGUGGCAGAAGAGGGGACUGGAAGUUUCCUUCUGUUCCCAGCGGUCCCUGUCUUUCCAUGCCUUUUUGGGGGGGGUGGGCGGAGCAGUUUCUGCCACUCAAAUUUGCUGGACUUUGGCUGUGAUGAGAACUUGCUGGUUUGAGGCAGCCAUACAGCAACUCUGUACCUGUUUGUGUGUGUGCGUGUGUGUGUGGAGGUUUGUCUGACCGGCUUAUGCUGUGUAUUUUAUUUAAAGUAAAGUUUAUG